GACCCCGGCGGCCUCCGGGCCUUCCCCGGCCCCGCGGGGCCCCCGAGCCGUCGGCACGCGAAGGGCCGCCCGUUCCCUGACGAACACCGCGCCGGAGACCCGCGUCCUCUCGAAGUCGGCCGUGCGCACAGUCGCCGCCGCCGCCGCACCACGUUCCCCACCCGCGGCUGCGUCACCGGGAGACACGUUCGCGGCCGGCGUGGAUCGAGCCGGCCCGCCCGAGAGCGCAGGCCGCAGGCCCAGAGUGCCGCCCUGAGGCCCGCCGAGCGCACGACACCCUCGUCGCCGUCGCGCUCCGCCUCCCAGCGCCUUGCGGGGCGCCCAGGGGCGUUCGUGCGGCUUCUGACCCGCCCAGGCCUGGCCGGGAUUCGUCCGGCUGCCCGCGGGACGAGAGGAGGAGGAGGGCUUGGAUGCAGGCCGCGGGAGCGCUGCCUUCCUAGUUCUACAGCCGCCAAGCGCCACAGCAACAUCCUCAGAGUCUGAGCGAACUGCGCCCAGAGCGGGCACAGAGCCUCUUACUGCCAGCAACCUGCGGCCCUGGAGACGACCACAGGCGCAGUGACAGCACCUCGCCACCACCAGCCCAAGGACCGCCAUGGCCAAGAGCCGCAGGGACAGAAACAGUUGGGGUGGGUUUUCAGAGAAGUCAAGCGAAUGGAGCUCAGAAGAGGAGGAGCCAGUGAAGAAGGCAGGACCUGUCCAAGUCCUCAUUGUCAAAGAUGACCAUUCCUUUGAGUUAGACGAGGCCGCGCUGAACCGGAUCCUUCUCUCGGAGUCCGUCAGAGACAAGGAGGUGGUUGCUGUGUCUGUUGCUGGAGCCUUUAGAAAAGGAAAGUCUUUCCUCAUGGACUUCAUGCUGCGGUACAUGUACAACCAGGAAUCUGUUGACUGGGUUGGAGAUUACAAUGAACCAUUGACUGGAUUUUCAUGGAGAGGUGGAUCUGAACGAGAAACCACAGGAAUCCAGAUAUGGAGUGAAGUUUUCCUUGUCAAUAAACUUGAUGGUAAAAAGGUGGCGGUGUUACUGAUGGAUACUCAGGGAACCUUUGACAGUCAGUCAACUUUGAGAGACUCGGCCACAGUGUUUGCCCUCAGCACGAUGAUCAGCUCAAUACAGGUGUACAACUUAUCCCAGAAUGUCCAGGAGGAUGAUCUUCAGCACCUCCAGCUUUUCACUGAGUACGGCAGGCUAGCGAUGGAAGAGACAUUCCUGAAGCCUUUUCAGAGUCUGAUAUUUCUCGUGCGAGACUGGAGUUUCCCAUACGAGUUCUCCUAUGGAGCUGAUGGUGGCGCCAAGUUCUUGGAGAAACGACUCAAGGUCUCAGGGAACCAGCACGAAGAACUACAGAAUGUCAGAAAGCACAUCCAUUCCUGUUUUACCAACAUUUCCUGUUUUCUCCUACCUCAUCCUGGCUUGAAAGUGGCUACGAACCCGAACUUCGAUGGAAAGCUGAAAGAAAUAGAUGACGAAUUCAUCAAAAACUUGAAAAUACUGAUUCCGUGGCUCCUUAGUCCUGAGAGCCUAGAUAUUAAAGAGAUCAAUGGGAAUAAAAUCACCUGCCGAGGUCUGCUGGAGUACUUCAAGGCGUACAUAAAGAUCUAUCAAGGUGAAGAAUUACCACAUCCCAAGUCCAUGUUACAGGCCACCGCAGAAGCUAACAACCUAGCAGCUGUUGCAACUGCCAAGGACACAUACAACAAGAAGAUGGAGGAGAUUUGUGGUGGUGACAAACCAUUCCUUGCCCCUAAUGACCUGCAGACCAAGCACCUGCAGCUAAAAGAAGAAUCUGUGAAGUUAUUCCGAGGGGUGAAGAAGAUGGGCGGGGAAGAAUUCAGCCGGCGUUACCUGCAGCAGUUGGAGAGUGAGAUAGAUGAACUUUACAUCCAGUACAUUAAGCACAAUGACAGCAAAAAUAUCUUCCACGCAGCUCGCACCCCAGCCACACUGUUUGUCGUCAUCUUCAUCACAUACGUGAUUGCUGGUGUGACUGGGUUCAUUGGCUUGGACAUCAUAGCUAGUCUGUGCAACAUGGUCAUGGGACUGACUCUUAUCACCCUGUGCACCUGGGCAUACAUCCGCUACUCUGGGGAGUACAGAGAGCUGGGGGCCGUCAUUGACCAGGUAGCUGCGGCCUUGUGGGACCAGGGAAGCACAAAUGAGGCUUUAUACAAGCUUUACAGUGCAGCAGCAACCCACAGACACCUGUAUCAUCAAGCUUUUCCUGCACCCAAGUCAGAGCCUACUGAACAACCAGAAAAGAAGAAAAUUUAAGUCAGUAAAAACAAAUGCAGGUGCAUGACCAUUUGUCACUUACUAUCAGAGCUUUUGUUUCCAUGCAAACAUUCAAAGUGCUUCCUUCAGAACAGAGUGAAAGCCAAAUGCCCAAGAACUCGAGCAGUCCAAUUCUUUCCUCCAGUGAUUAAUAAGCAGAUGUAUGUAUGUAUGCAUGGGUCUUGGUUAAUAUGUGCAGUUUCCUGAUUUUCGUCUUUAAAUACGCUGUUAUCAUUUCAGGUAUUUGUAAACUGGAGGACAGUAGAGGUGUUCUCCUUGACUUCACCAAGUUCUACUACUGAGUUAUAAUUAAAUAUUGUGUGAUACCACUCCAGGUUUGGAUAUGCUCAUUUAAUUUCUAUAGGGAAUUUAAGUUAUUUUGCGUAGCUAUUUGUUAAAGCACAGCAUAACUCAGCAGGCUUGAUCUAUAUAAUCUUAUACAUACCACAGGCUCUUAUCUUGAAAUAUAUUUAAGAGCUUAAAAGUUGCUUUACCAAAACGAUACAUUGUUUCUUUUUAUAUUUAUGACUUAAUAUAGAAUGUAAAUCUCUUGAUUAAAAAUGCACAGAAGUUGUUUUGUA
Molecule: messenger RNA, 2853 nt
Organism: Peromyscus eremicus (cactus mouse)
Lineage: Eukaryota; Metazoa; Chordata; Mammalia; Rodentia; Cricetidae
Gene: Atl1
Product: atlastin GTPase 1
Exons: 15
Coding region: 596-2272 (558 amino acids)
Biological process (GO): protein homooligomerization; endoplasmic reticulum organization
Molecular function (GO): GTPase activity; GTP binding
Source: RefSeq, a predicted model, not a curated record